CCAUCAUCUCCUCUGUCUUCUCUCCUACCCAUUAAUCUCUGUCUCCCUCUCUCUCUCUCCAAAACGUCCUUCUCUCUCUAAAAGUCUAGGGUUUUUGGUCUAUCCCUUCGAAGGAUUCCCUUUUCCAGUGGGGGGGAAUUAAAAAACUUGACCUCCUGUUCAUGGGCUGUUUUGCCAAUUCUUGACACAAUUCAGAGAACAAUUCUCAGUUUGGAAUGGAGGUCCCAGGGAUGGAUGAGAUCAAUAAGACUGAAAGUCAUUUGACAUCAGCUGCAGCUUUUGUGGAGGGGGGAAUUCAAGAAUCCUGUGAUGAUGCUUGCAGUAUAUGCCUGGAGGCCUUCAUUGAGAGUGACCCUUCAACAGUGACUACUUGCAAGCAUGAGUUCCACCUUCAGUGCAUUCUUGAAUGGUAUGGUCUCACAUCUUUUCUGUUGUCAGUUUGCUAUUGUGCUUCACACUUGCUAAUUUUGCAUUUCCUGGGCUAUCAACUGAUGUAUAGUUUCCUAUUCUCCUCAACUUGUGUCGUGCCUUCUGUCUUACAAUAAGGUUAGAUGUGAUCCAGAAACACCAAACCUUAUCAAUUUGCAUUUUAGAAUGCACAGUCUGAAACAUGGUACACUUUCGUUCCAAAACAGAGAAUUUAGCGAUCGCAAGUGAUUCCAAAAUUUUCCCUGUAUAAUUCUUUAAAAUUUCCUAUAGGAUGAAACAAAUAAAAAAUAAUGAACUAAAAUUUAGAAAGAAUAAUGUUUUUGCAAGACCAAAUAUAAAAUAAAUGGGCCAUAAUGCUUCUAGAAUUGUGUUUUUACAUGACUAAUUUGUAACUUUAUUUUAUUGAAUGUCUAACAAUUAAUAUAUAAUUGUUGUUAUAUGUAGUAGUCUCUUAAAUUCUGGUAUUGUGAUUUAUACAAUUCUACCCCCAUUGUACCACAUUUUAGAGCAUUUGAUGUACCAUGUUUUUGUUCCCGUUCCUUGUACUUGAAUGAUCUGCGUUCCAAGUAACAUAGGGUUAGAUUAUUUUGGAGGGAAUAGGAUCGACAUUGUUCUGCUAUUUCUCCUGUUUUUGAAAGGAUAUGUUGUGAUUAAUUGAAAAAUAUGUGAAAGAUAUAAAAAUACUUUGUAAUUCUAUUUUUCUAUAAAUUAAUUUCCAAUUUAAGGUGUUUGAUUGUUUAGUUAAUAACUUUCGUCAGGAAUAUUCUUGGUACAAUUCUUGGUCAAACCUUGAAUUUUUCACCUUCUUGGAAGGGAGAAAAGAAACUUCUAUAAUAAAAUAGAAAAUCUAGCGAUUUAAAUAGUUGGGGGAGCGCAUGUAAAAUUUGAAUGGUACCCAUUUGAAAUGUAGCUUGUAAAAUACUCUCAGCCAUGGCAUUUUUCAUUUAAAAGUGAAUGGACCUGAUGGAGUCUCCUGUUGCUCAGCCAUCGGCAUUUUUUAUUUACCAUGUGUAAUCAAGGGCGGUGGACCUACAUGGUUGGGAGUGUUGAAUUGGACCCAGUCAACCCUUUAGAAUGGUAAUAAUAAUAAUAGUAAAACAAAACUGAUCGGUCAAUGUGAAGAGGGAAAAGAAAGUUACUUGAGACU
Messenger RNA from Camellia sinensis, 1576 nucleotides. Lineage: Eukaryota; Viridiplantae; Streptophyta; Magnoliopsida; Ericales; Theaceae. The record is from RefSeq and is a predicted model, not a curated record.